AUGGGGCUCUCUUCCUCUGAUGUAGCGACAGCAAUCGUCGCAGUCUGCUUUCCCACACUCUCAAACACUCAAUCAGGGAGUGCCUACCUUAUCCUAUCAAAAAAAGCGGUUCCUUAUGGGUUCUCUAGGCGACCGACACCGGUACCGGAGAGAGAGAUAAUGGAAUGGUUGGCCGCCGACCCGGGCCUUUUGGACGACCACUCCACUAUAGCCAUGUAUUUUGACCGGACAGCCAAAAGCUUCGAAGAUAUGGUCAACUUCUUAUUUAGCCCUGACGUUGAAACUUGCAUAGGCAGCUGGCGUACUCCUACCUCCCCUAACUGUGCUGAGGACUCCCAGGGCGGGGCGGAUUGUGUGCUGAGGGUGAAUGAAUGCAUGUGGAAGUUGAAAUGGCGGCUUGCUCAAAACCUCGUCGAUUUCCCCUUGGAAGGUGUCUGCUAUUACUCCUUAAUCUCGCCUAGUGGUCCACCGGAUAUCCCCGGCAAGGCUGAUUGGUAUAUCUAUUAUGAUGGGGAACCAAUGUAUCACGGCGUAUGGGAGGUUGACAAGAUCUCACCACUGGGUGAGGACGAUAUACCACACCCCCUCUUCGUACUUCUUCUAUCCACGAUUUUGAUAUGUCAAUCGAACGGUGACAGCAUUAUGCUAUCUGAAAUACAGAGUCUUGAUAUUCAUAUAUUUGUUGCGAUAUAUGACGGGUCAGAACCGCGCAAGGAUGAAUUUAAAUACGGCUACCACCUGGCUUGGCUAUUGAUGCAGACAUCACAUAUAAAAGACUCUUCUCAACGUUGGAUAGAGUGGUACAAUAUAGUAUGUCGCACGCCUGACACGCGGGUAUUUGGUGCGACCAAUACUCUUUACGGGACGAUCUCGGCGCUUAAUAUUUCGACUACGCCCGAGCGUAUCACUGGCCGGCUGCUUCGGGAGUAG
Messenger RNA from Trichophyton rubrum CBS 118892, 930 nucleotides. RefSeq lists its product as uncharacterized. The record is from RefSeq and is a predicted model, not a curated record. The transcript is spliced from 4 exons. Lineage: Eukaryota; Fungi; Ascomycota; Eurotiomycetes; Onygenales; Arthrodermataceae. The coding region runs from base 1 to 930 and encodes 309 amino acids.